Messenger RNA from Vespa mandarinia (Asian giant hornet), 1560 nucleotides. RefSeq names its product calcium release-activated calcium channel protein 1. Gene Ontology annotation, molecular function: store-operated calcium channel activity. Gene Ontology annotation, cellular component: membrane. Lineage: Eukaryota; Metazoa; Arthropoda; Insecta; Hymenoptera; Vespidae. The record is from RefSeq and is a predicted model, not a curated record. Gene Ontology annotation, biological process: store-operated calcium entry.
GCUCGAGCGGCUCUUUAGCCUUCAGUAUAUCAACAUCUGUUGUAGUAGUAAGUGGGUUGGAGUGUGUUUUUUCGAUUCUUUUAUAAUAUUAUAUAUUUCCUUCAAAAACGAUGUGAAAUCUAUUAAAACUGAUCGUGUUCUUUAUAUGAAGUCUAUUUUAACAAAAAUUUUAUUUAUAUUUACACACGACGUAGCCAUUCGUCCGAGUUCUGUUUUUUUUUUUGUAUAUAUAUGUAUACGUGGAAACGCGUGAAAGAGAGAAGCGAAUUCGCGGAUGCCAUGAAGACACACGAUUCAUCGUUGGAGCCUGUGACCAUUGGGUUCAAGGUAUGUUUCGAUCGUGGAUCGAGGACGCAGAAGAAUCAUCAAGCCUAAUGUCCGUAUGGUCGACGAGCACUGGACGCAAUUCAGUGUUUGGUGGCGAGAACGGAGCCGGACUCCCCUCCUCCCACUUACCUAUCCACGUAAACGUGGGUCAUCUACACACACGAAACGCUAAUGAGCAUUGCUAUCACAAGAGAUUCUACGAUUUUCAGUCGAAGAUGUCGCAGUCGGGUGAUGGCCUUCACACACCGGGUUAUCUCUCAUGGAGAAAAUUGCAGCUGAGCAGAGCGAAAUUAAAGGCGUCCAGCAAAACCUCGGCAUUGCUCUCGGGUUUCGCUAUGGUUGCUAUGGUGGAGGUACAACUAAACUCUGAUACAAAAGUUCCUUCGGAGAUGUUAAUUGCUUUCGCAGUUUGUACGACGUUACUAGUGGCUGUUCACAUGUUGGCGUUGAUGAUAUCGACGUGUAUUCUACCGAAUAUCGAAGCGGUCUGUAACUUACACAGCAUAAGUCUUGUACACGAAUCGCCACACGAACGUCUCCAUUGGUACAUCGAGGUAGCAUGGGCGUUCUCCACUUUACUUGGUUUACUUCUAUUUCUAUUAGAGAUAGCGAUUCUCUGUUGGGUAAAGUUCUACGAUUUUUCUCAGGUUGCCGCAUGGUCGGCCUGUAUAGUGUUAAUACCAGUAUUGAUAAUCUUCCUCGCUUUUGCGAUACACUUUUAUCGUAGUUUGGUAGCUCAUAAAUACGAGGUUACUGUAUCCGGUAUAAGGGAACUCGAAUUGCUCAAAGAGCAGAUCGAAUCAACAGAUACCGAAGGUAGAAACGGUAUAAACUUAUUACAAUCCGGUGUAACACACGUUGUGUGAUAUCGAGUACUUCGACUUUGAAGAAAAUACCAUUGAAGCGUCUGUGACGCGGGAAGGAUUUCAUCGAUUUUUUACAAUCAUUUUCUUUCCCCUCAUCCAAUUACAUUUUUUUACUGAGCGUUAUCGUAGAUCAGAAUCGUACAUAUAUGUAUAUACUAAUUAUCGUUUUUAAGAAUAACGAAAGUAACUAGCUCUUUCAACUUCUUUUAUUAUUUUCGAGUUUUUGGGACUAUAUAUGUGAAAUAUCCAUAAUCUUCCUGGAAUGUGAGUUUGGUGGGAGAACUUUAGGGAAAUAACAAAUAAUUACGUACGUAUGUAAAUGUGUUUCACUGGAUACUCGAAAUCCUAUAAAAAAUUUUUAUAUGAA